Messenger RNA from Engraulis encrasicolus (European anchovy), 2435 nucleotides. RefSeq names its product ankyrin repeat and SOCS box protein 6-like. The record is from RefSeq and is a predicted model, not a curated record. Gene Ontology annotation, molecular function: protein binding. The coding region runs from base 52 to 1536 and encodes 494 amino acids. Gene Ontology annotation, cellular component: ubiquitin ligase complex. Gene Ontology annotation, biological process: intracellular signal transduction; ubiquitin-dependent protein catabolic process. NCBI's taxonomy places the organism in Eukaryota, Metazoa, Chordata, Actinopteri, Clupeiformes, Engraulidae. The transcript has 12 exons.
ACUGGCUUCUUUCGGUUGUUACAGUGGAGGAGAGAGAAGAGUCAGCUUGCCAUGCCCAGACGCGUCAGAGCCGUUGCCAAUACAUACAGACAGCUCACGGAGGCUAUACUGAGCACCAUCGGCCUCACAGAGGAAGACAGUAUUCGUGAGCAGGAGGUUGAGGAAGAUGACAGAUCUGAUGACGUGCAGGAGGUUGAAGAUGAAGAUGAUUUGGCCGCCCUGGAGAGAUUUCUGCAGAGGGAGCAGCAGGUGUGUGAUGAGCGUGUAUUUCAGCGCGGUGUCAGCUGUGCCCUGUGCUGCGUAGCUCGGAGAGGAAGACUGGGCGCCGCACGCACACUGCUGCGCUACAGGCCAGAACUAGACUUUGUGUGCAUAGAGAGAGGAGUGUAUGAGAGGCGGCCUUACCGCUGUGUCCUGCUGGAGGCGGUGAGAGGCAACCAUCCCCUCAUGCUGCAGUUACUGGUGGAGCACGGAGCAGACAUGAACAGCAGAGACAAGCUCUUUGGGACCCGUGCUCUAGACGAAGCAGUUGAACACUACCGUAAGCUACCGUGUCUGAGGAUGCUACUGCAGCUGGGAGCUGAUGUCAAUGCACGCAACUCCGACGGUAGGACUGCCCUCAUCCAUGCCGUGGCUGAAUAUGGCCCUGCCUACAGUAACAAUCUUGAGAACAUCCGACUGCUGCUCGAAGGAGGUGCUUGUGUGAAUUCGGUGACCCCUGGGGACUCUGCCAUGUGGUGGGUGGUGACGUAUCUGAAAGAGGCCUUGGACAACGAGGACGCUGAGGAGGCAGCUGCUGUCGGACGAUACUGCACUCAAGUUGCAAACAUGCUCUUGGACCACGGCGCACCGGCAAGCUCAGAUGUUUGCCCGAACGGGGGCAGUUGGUAUAGGAGGAGGAGAGAGGCUGAGGAGGAGAGGUGGAGGGGGAGAGAAAAUGAGAGGUGCAUGGUAUCCUUGAGCGCGUUGUGUGUGGAGCAUUUUGACCUGCUCUUCCCCGUCUGCGUUUCCUUGCUGAGCCGCGGCGUCCCACUCAACGUUCUCUGCUCCUGCCACCGCAACAGCCCAGAACUUCAGAUGGAGCCAUGCUUAUCUGGGAUGGAGCUCAUGAUGCGUGUGCUGGAGGAAAAACUGGGUCCAGAUCCCAACAUGCGGUCAGCUGAAAACCGCGAGCUGAUGGAUAAAGCCCUGGCACUAAUAGACAUCUCAGAAGCCUGCUGCGUAACGCCCAGCUUUGAGGAGGGGCUGGAGGACGACCCCCCCGAAUCCCUCUCCCCCUCCCACCCCGUCUUGGAGCUGAGGGAGCGACUGGAUGAGGAGUAUUAUUACCAACUCCCCUCACUCAGCAAACUCUGCAGGCGGUCCAUACGCCAACUGCUGGCCCCGUCUCCACUGGAGUCCAAAGUGGCGUUGUUGCCCCUCCCCCAGCUGCUCAAGGACUUCCUGAUUCCUGAAGUCAGCUUCCUCCGCCGGCCCGGCUGGGACCGCCUCCAGUGCCGAACCAGCAGAAGCGGCACGCCCAAUGGCAGCCCUUGAUAGUUACCCCUGCCCAAUUACAGCCCUCCAUAGUUACCAUAGCUACCUCUUGCCCAAUGGCAACCCUCCACAUCCUACAACCUGACCGCCUCCAGCACAAACAACGCUCGAAUCACCUCACUGCUUGCCCAAUCACAGACCUCCAUAGCUGCCGCUUGCCCAAUGGCAGCCCUACAAAGAUACAUCAGGGGUGAAUUUCUCAAAACCAAAGUUGCUUACUACAUUAGCUACUUUGUUGUUUUCAAUGCAUUUCCCAUUGGCAACUACCAAAGUUGCUAACAGGCUAACAACUUCUCUUUUGAGAAACUCACCCCAGGUGUGUAGUUUUUUGCUAAUAGGUUUAUUUGAUUUGGGGGACCAUCUAGCGACGUUGCCAGUUUGAUCUACUAUCACACCAUGUGUGAGGUGUGGGGGGACAGGUGGGGAAUGUUACUGCUAUGUUCUGUUCUUUACUUGUGUUUUUCUGUUGUUCUUUGGUGUGUUUGUGCCUCAUGUCUGGUGCCAAAGUGAUUGUGCUGCAAAUACAAUUGCACCAAGGGGACAAUAAAGUCUGUAACUAACUAGACGUCAUAUUCAUACUGCAACGUGAAAUGUUGGCAGAGAAAGAGAAGGGCAACUUGUGUGCUUUUAUGUGUGUGUGUGUGUGCGUCAGUGCGUGCGUGUACAAAACCAUCACAUUCCUGUUUUUAAGUUCUUUAUUAGAAAUAAUUGAUUUAAUUUGAUUCAAUUUGAUCAUUUAUAUCAUGUUAUACACCUUUAUGAUUGUCCAUGGUGCCAUAACAGGCUCAGUGAUCCAGGGUCAGACCUUAUGUGAGGCCUUGGAGAAUACAUGGACAGUUUGUGUUCAAUUUCGAACUGCAUCGUUGUUUCUGAUUGCCAAUUAAACAUGUUGUUCGUGU